UAACAUUUCUAUAAUAAAAUAACAUUAUCAUAUAAUAUUUUUGUUUUUAGAAUAAUAUUAUUCAUCUGUAUAUGUCAUAAUGCUUUCGUGCAGUUUAUGUCAGUUCAAGACUACUUCCUUGCAGUAUUAUGCACAACAUUACAGUGUUCACAGUUGUGCGUAUAAGAUUCCGUGCGGAAUUAUUGGAUGCAAAAAAUCUUUUAGUACUUUCAGGGCUUUUACUUCACAUAUUCAUUGUAUCCAUGUUGUUGGCAAUAUUACAAAAUCAAUAAAUAACUUUGUUAAUAUAGAAAAGAUAGGAAUAUGUUCAGUUUUGACUUGUCAAGUUGAACUACCUUUUAAUGAACUUAUAGUGCAUUUAAAACUACAUAUUAAAAAAAGGGUUUCUAUUAAAUGUCCAUAUGAAGAAUGUACUUGCCGUUACAAAGUUAUUUCUUCAUUCACAGCUCAUUUAUCCAGAUGUCAUCAAAUCCACAAAACAACAUUUGAGCAAAGCCAAAUAAAUAUUUCAUCUUCAGAAACUAAUCUUGAUCAUUUAAAUAUUGAUAAAAACAUUGAUGCAAAUGAAUUUAAUAUUAAUGAUAUGAUUCAUAACAUUGGUUUAUUUCUAUUAAAAUUACAAUGCCAAUAUCAUAUUCCAUCAACAACAAUUCAGUUUAUUGUGACUGAAAUGUUAAAUCUGAACACAAUAAAUCAAUAUCAAACUGAAAGGAUAUUAAUUGAGAAAUUGUCAUAUUACAUUCCUGAAAAAGAUGUACAUAACAUUAUUCAAGCAGUGAAAAUGAAAGAUCCAUUUGUAAUUGGAUUUUCUAAAGACAGAGGCUUAUUGCGAUCUACGUAUAUCAGAAAAGAAUACUAUAAAAAAAAUAUGAAUUUUGUUGGACCUAUGGAAAUUUCUUUAGGAAGAAACGAACAUGGUUUUGAAUGCUACACAUAUUAUGUUCCAAUUAAAGAAACAUUAAAAAGAAUAUGUCAAAAUACAAAUUUUGCUUCUUUAAUCUCUCAACAGGCCAAUAUCAAUCCAAGUUCUUGUUCAUAUUCAGAUUAUUUUGAUGGAGAAGCAUUUCUGAACAACCCGUUUUUUCAGAAGCAUCCAAAUUCAUUGCAUCUGAUUUUAUAUCAAGAUAGUUUUGAAUUAGUUAAUCCCCUUGGCUCUGGAAGAAAUAAACAUCAAAUUUCAGCUACAUACAUGGUCGUUGCAAAUUUGCCACCUCAUCUUAGAACCAUCUUAAAUAAUAUUUAUCUUGUGCAAUUAUGUCGGGAUAAAAAUUUGAAGUCUUUUUCUCAAGUUACAGUUUUUAAAGAAUUAAUAAGAGACUUGAAAAGUCUUGAAGUUGACGGAAUUCUAGUUGGUAUAAAACUUUAUAAAGCUGGUGUUGUUGCUAUUUUAGGAGAUAAUUUAGGUAGUCAUUUUUUAGGUGGAUAUUCACUUGGAUUUAAUUCUAAAAAAGGCCAUAUUUGCAGGUUUUGUCUUUUGAAAGGCAAUGAGCUUCAAACAUUACCUUAUACAGCUGUUAUACGGUCUGUUGAGCAUCAUAAAAGUUGUAUUAUAACUUUAAAGGCAAAACCUGAAGAUCGGUUUGUUUUUGGUGUGACACGAGACUCUAUAUUCAAUGAAUUGGAUUCCUAUCAUGUUUGUGCACCAGGUUUACCGGCUUGUAUUGCACAUGAUUUGUUUGAAGGUGUCAUUCAAUAUGAUUUAGCUUUGUCAAUAAAAAAACUAGUCAAGGAUGGUUGUUUUACUUAUUUACAUAUUAAUGGUGCAAUAAGAAGAUUUUCUUUCCGUGGUGAUGACAGAGCAGAUUGUCCAGCGCUAUUAACAUCUAAAUGUGACAAAUUAAAAGGUCAUGCCGUUCAAAAUUGGGUUUUUUUACGUUUUCUUCCCCUGCUUUUAAUGGAUCGAAUUUUUGAUUUUAAUCAUGCUGUAUGGCAGCUUAUACUUUUGCUAAGAGAAAUAACAGAGCUCAUUUGUGCAAGUAAAGUUUCAUUAUCUCAAAUCUUAUUUUUGCAACACUUAAUUAAUGAGUACCUUGAACAAAGAAAAAAAUUAUUCCCUGAUAUUCCACUUCGUCCUAAACACCACUACAUGUAUCAUUACCCAUUUUUGAUUAUGAAGUGUGGACCUCAAAUAACACUAUGGACAUUAAGAAUGGAGAGUAAGCACAUAUUCUUUAAAAGAUCUGAUAGAAGUGCUCAAAAUUUUAUUAAUAUCACAAAGCAUUUAGCAGGGGCUCAUUAACUGUUGCAGUCAUACGUAUGUAGCGAAAAUUCAUUUUCUAAUAAUAAUGACGGUGGUUCAGAUGCUGUUUGUUUUGAUGGCUCUAUGUUUUCAGUUGAAAUAACAGAAGCAAUUGCUGCUAUUCCAUACACAGAGAAGUUUUGUUCAUUUAAAAUGACAUAUAAGGGGACCACAUAUACUAGAGACCAGUUUGUUUUAAUACAUCACAACGAGGGAGUUUUUAUAUUUGGAAAAAUUAUUUUAUCUGUUUUUCUAGUCAAAAUCAGUUUUGCCUUGUGCUAAAAAAAUACCAUUCUGAAUGGAAAUAUAAUUAUGGGUUGGUACUAGUGGAAUGCGACUUGGCAAGUAGACCUUAUUCUAUACCAAUUGACAAUUUAGCUGAUUAUUGCCCAUUAUGGGGUUAUAAGAUUGGUUCAAAUGUAUAUUUAGCUUUGAAACAUGCUAUAUUUAACAAAUAAUUAAAUGAUUAUUUAUCUGUGUAAGAUAUUUCAACUUAAUGAAAAAU
Hydra vulgaris (swiftwater hydra) is the source of this 2744-nucleotide messenger RNA. RefSeq lists its product as uncharacterized. The record is from RefSeq and is a predicted model, not a curated record. NCBI's taxonomy places the organism in Eukaryota, Metazoa, Cnidaria, Hydrozoa, Anthoathecata, Hydridae.